Arachis stenosperma is the source of this 1810-nucleotide messenger RNA. RefSeq names its product FBD-associated F-box protein At4g10400-like. Lineage: Eukaryota; Viridiplantae; Streptophyta; Magnoliopsida; Fabales; Fabaceae. The record is from RefSeq and is a predicted model, not a curated record. Gene Ontology annotation, molecular function: protein binding. The coding region runs from base 11 to 1396 and encodes 461 amino acids. The transcript is spliced from 3 exons.
CCUAAUCGCCAUGGACAGGAUCAGCGACCUGCCGGAUUGUAUACUCUUGCACAUCCUCUCCUUUCUCCCUACCAAAACCGCUUUCUCCACCACCGUCCUCUCUCGCCGAUGGACCCACCUCUGCCACGACCUCCAACACUUCGAGUUCAACCAAAUCCAAUAUCAUAACCGCAACGAUACAUGGCCAGAGUUCUGUUCACGAAAGCGAUUGUUCGACAUCGUUGAUUGGAUUCUCUCCCGCGGCAAAGCGCCGCCAAUUCGAACCUUUCGUCUCACCUGUGACCUAGCUCAAUUCGAUGAAUACUCCAUUGUGGAGUGGUUCAUUAGAAAAGUUUCAGGGCCAAACCUCCAGGAAUUGAACUUGGACCUCCAGCUCUCCAUCUUCGGUCUCCCCGAUCGCAAAUUCGUUAUUCCCAACAGCGUUUUCAGCUGCGCUUCCCUCGUGACUCUCCGUUUAAGCGGCGGCAACAUAACAUUCCUUUCGCCUUCUUCUUCGUCGUGCGGUUAUCGCUUGCCAUCGCUCAAGACUCUGGAGAUGCACAAUGUCGAGGCCUCUAUUGAUGACGUGGCAGAGCUUCUCUCUCACUGCACUGCUCUUGAGACUCUCAUUCUUGACUUAAACCGUCAAGUCAGCGAGGUCGGAUUGAGAAUUCACUUUCCUCUUUCUUUGAAGAAAUUGAACUUCCGAUCAGAUUUCAACCCUGUUAGAAUUUAUGGAAUCGAAUGUAGGCAGCAGUUUCCCUCGAUCUGUGUUUCCAACUUGCACAAUGUGGAGGAAGCUACUAUCAACGUUACUUCGCGAGGCUUUGUGCUCAAGUUUCUUGUGGAGUUUCGCUGGUUAAGGAGUUUGGUCCUGGGUGACUUAGUGUUUACUUGUUUGCCCCAGGCUCCUCCGGAUCUUAUUCCGGAAUUGACCUCAUUACGUAGAUUAGAGCUUGCUGUUGGGUGUUUCGACACGAGAUAUAUAAUGAAUAUGCUUGAGAAGUGUCCCAUGCUUAAAGUUCUUGUUAUUGUUUUUAUCACUGACCUUGUUAAUAAGGAUCCACAUCCGUCACGACGAUGGGAACACCCAGUGAAGGUUCCUACUUGUCUUGCAUCGCAUCUGAAAGUGAUUAAAAUUAAAGGAUAUUUUGAAUCCAGAGAUGAUAGAGAUUUUUUCGCCUAUGUUCUUCAACAUGGACUUGUUUUGGAGUCACUUGAUAUUCAGGUGGAUCGUGCGAGAGCUAAAGUUUUGCCAAGGAGUUCUAAGGCGUGCCAAAUUAACUUUCGCUGGAAUCAGGAGAAGGAGGAGGAGGAGAAAGAGACGUUACCACGAGGACUACAGCAACGGCAACACCUUAGAACACUACAAGAGAAAGCACUAUUGGGACUGUUACAAAAAAAUUUGAAUUUGUAAAAACAUAUUCUUAAGUACGGACCGAAUUUUGAGACGGCCCAAAUAUUAAACAUCCCGAGUAAAAUUAUAAUUUGCGACCAACGCAAGUUGGCACAGAUGGAUGAGGGUUUGUGUUCCUUAACCAUCUCUCCCGGGUUCGAUAUUCACUGGAGGAUGGGAAUGGAGCUUGCUUGCUUGGGAGGGUCGCCCACUUUAUGUGCCUCUGCAGUACCCGAGGAAUUAGUCAUUAGACUGACUUUCGGCCUGAUGGAUACCCUGGUGCAAACCAAAAAAAAAAAAAUUAUAAUUUGCGAUUAAAUUAUGUGAUUUACAUUAAACUUUUUUUUUAAAGAUCUUUUUAAAUAACAUUGUGGUUGAAUUUGUAAAUAUUUUCUUAUAAUUCUUGAGUAAAAUUCUCAAAUCUUUUUAUUCUUA